GUCCCUCAGCCGCUCCGCCCGCCGCGGUGCACGCCGGGGCCCGUAGUCGUUCCGUAGUUCCGUGGUUCCGGGGCUGGGCGGUUGCCGGGCUGCGCGCCCCACGCCGGUACCGGGCGCUUCUCCCCUGCUGGGCCGGGCGCGGGGCGGCACUAGCUGGGCUGAGGGCUGCGGAGCCGGGCCUGCGGGGCUGGGUUCCUCGGGGCCGUCCCUCGGUCUCCUGGCGACGCCGAGCUGCGGCGGUUUGUUGCUGCGUGAAAAUGGAGGACUAUGAAACAUUCUGUAAGAAGCAUCUGUCCAGAAUCCAGGAGGCAACAAAAGGAGAAAACUCGCCCGCUGCGUUGGACAGAAAUGUCUCCCUCAUUCAAUUCCAUGGAGUUCCAGUGCUCUCCCCUCUGCUGAGCUUUGAAAAGAGAAAGGAAAUACAGCAGUAUCGACAGAAAGCACUGGAUCUGGAGACUUGGAGACAGAACUCCCACAAAAGAGCCUUACUGAAUCGUGUGCAGGAGAUUCUAGAAAACAUUCAGAACAGGAAAGUAUCUGGUAUGAGUGAUGUGAACACGUGGGAUGCUGAGAAUACCUGCCCCAGUUCAGACUCAAAAGCUUUAACUGAUCUCGCAGCUUUGUCAGAUGCCAACUUGUCAUGUUCUCCUGAAAGGCAUCGUCCUGUGCAGCUUGAAAAAAGCCAAGAGCUUUUGCCAUCAGACUCUAUGCAGCAAGUGAUGUCAAAUGCAACAGAAGUAGGUAAACCAGCAGAAGAAAAUGUUCCUUCAAAGGAAAGUGAGAGUCACUUCUCAAGAGAUGUACCUUGUCCAAGGGCUGCGUCUCCUGACAGUGUGCAGAGUAAACUUGUGUCCCCUGCUUUCCAAAAGCAAGAGGGACAAGGAGUGCCAUCAUCUGACAAGGAAGUCCAAGAUCCAUAUGCAGUGAGUCUUCAGAAUCUGAUGAAAAAGUCUAGGGAGUACAUAGAGAAAGAGCAAAGUAGGCGUAGCUCAAAAAGCAGUUCAAAGAAGAGUAUGAAUGAAAGCCAUUCAGAUAAAGAAAAUGAUGCAGUUAAAACAUCGGAUUCUGUGAAAGAGAGAGCGAAACUUACAGGCAGAAGUUCCACUGCUCUGCCACUUGAUAAACCCUGUCUUAAUAAAUCAAAUACUCAUAUACAGGGUGCCUCUACUCAUACAAGUAUGUCAACUUUAUCCAGUUUUUCUAAAGUGGAUAUACCUAUGAGAGUUGGAACACCCCCAUUGGUGGAUUCAGAUUCAGAUGAAGAAUUGAAGAAUACUCCCACCACUGACCGUGGCAGUAGCAUUGUCAGGAGCCUCACAGGGUCGUAUACCAAACUGCCGAGCCCAGAGCCAAGCAUGAGUCCAAAAAUGCACCGAAGGCGCCCAAGGCCUCUAUCAAUGGGACACAUAGUUAUAAACAACCCCGUGAAUGCUUACGAAUUAAGUCCCAAAGGCAAGGGUAGAGCAAUGGAUUUAAUUAUGCAAGAUAUUGCUGAUAAAAAUAAUGUGUCUGAGUCAGUGCCAAAGUUCAUGAUGGACUUCAGUAUGCUUUGCCCUAGCAGAGUUCCUGGUGUCAUCAGGAGUUCUUCAGGUCCUUCUGAUGGGUUGCUGGUUGGCAAACCAAACAGACAUUCCUUUGGGCACUCAGAAGGCAAAGGGACGUUGUCUGCUGCAGGGGAAGGACAGGUAGUGAUGGACAACAGAGGACUAUCUAAAGUAGAGACUGGUACUGUAGGUCCAAAGCUGAAUGAGCCGUUUUCCAUCAGUCAGUCUACAGUAACACAGAAACUCCUAGCUGUGAAUGAAACCAAAGCGUCGAGUUUGCAAGAAAAUACGAAAUCUCCUGUAGAACUCAAUAAAUCUUACGAUGUAGAAAGCCCAUCCCCACUGCUAAUGCAGAGCAAGAGUGUGCGCCAGCAGAUGGACACUCCAAGUGUUCCCCCAGCAAAUGAACAGUUUCUAGAAAACAGUUUCGAAAAGGUAAAACGUAGACUUGAUUUGGACACUGACAACUGCCAGAAAGAUAACAACCCCUGUGCUGUAACAGUUGGGAUGGAGGAACAAGAGAAGCAAUGGUUGCAGGAGCAGAAAUAUCCCGUGACAUCAGUUUACAUUACCAAGAGUGCAGCCCCUGAUUCAAGUAUGGCAAAAGGUAAAAGAUUUCCUGUGUUUGUUUUUUUAAAACUCCUCAGUUUAGAGAUCUAGAAAAAAGAUUAUUUC
Molecule: messenger RNA, 2219 nt
Organism: Meleagris gallopavo (turkey)
Lineage: Eukaryota; Metazoa; Chordata; Aves; Galliformes; Phasianidae
Source: RefSeq, a predicted model, not a curated record